Messenger RNA from Baudoinia panamericana UAMH 10762, 2294 nucleotides. RefSeq lists its product as uncharacterized. The record is from RefSeq and is a predicted model, not a curated record. Gene Ontology annotation, cellular component: nucleoplasm. The coding region runs from base 330 to 1850 and encodes 506 amino acids. Gene Ontology annotation, molecular function: N6-methyladenosine-containing RNA reader activity; mRNA binding. Lineage: Eukaryota; Fungi; Ascomycota; Dothideomycetes; Mycosphaerellales; Teratosphaeriaceae. Gene Ontology annotation, biological process: mRNA splicing, via spliceosome; regulation of alternative mRNA splicing, via spliceosome. The transcript is spliced from 2 exons.
ACGGCCUUAGAUGCCGACGUUCGCUCGCGACUCGACUAUACUAGCAUAUUUCUUUCCAGCCACGGUGCUUUUCCUCACUACACUCGUGGUUCUCUUUCAAGUACGCCUUCUUCGAAAUAACUGUUCAGCCUGGAGUAAUCAAUGGGCGAGCCAUUCGACCCAGAUGCAGGCCAUAAGGUUCCCGGAAACCAACAGUAUGGAGUUGGUAUACGGAAAGGGUUCGAUGGGAGAGGUCCGAGCAGCUCAAUGGGACCGAUGUCAGUGUCGCGUGCACGACGCAAGAUCGACAACUGAUAUGCAUCAGGCCUCCACACUCGCACUUUGAUCACAUGACCAAGCAACAAGGGUAUCCGAACCACUCCUCCAACCCGUUCGGUCAACCAGUAUUCGACAUGUCAGCCUUGAGCGAAGCUUUACCGCAGAGCACACCAUACGGGCCAAACGACCCGAGUAUUCUAUCGGCUGCAGCGAUCUAUCAUCUGCAGCAAGCCGCACGGUAUUCAGGUCAACGUGGCUUACCGGUCGACCCAGCUGUGUUCCAAACGUACCAACAGCCUGUCUCUUUCCAACAGCAUUCGCCGACCAAUCGACCUUACGGUGGUGCGCUUCAAUCCAACGUCCACGCAUACGGUUACGGUGCUAGCCCACCACGAGCUGUUUACAGCGAUGAGCGUUUCACCAAUGCGGCAUUUCUUACCAGUUGUAUUGCAGCCGGACCCGCUCGACACCAGGUUUCGGAGCCAGCGCCUGUCCCAGCCUACCCAAGAGGCCCACCGAGAAAGCCGAAGCAAUCUGGCCACGCUCUAUGGGUUGGCAACCUUCCGCCAGCCGCGACGGUCACCGACCUCAAGAACCACUUCUCUUGCGAUGCGACGAAAGAUAUCGAGAGUUUGUUCUUGAUUGCAAAAAGCAAUUGCGCGUUCGUGAACUAUCGGACCGAGGCCGCUUGUAUCGCCGCCAUGAAUCGCUUUCAUGAUUCGAGAUUCCACGGGGUGCGGCUGGUGUGUCGCUUACGGAGGGGCUCUACAAUCUCUGGGAACUCCUCGACGCUACCAGAGUCUUCCAGCCCUCUCCCGACGGGCUCCCCUGAUGGGGUUGCGCUUCCGGAUGGCCACAGUACUCCGAUCAUUGUAGGGCAAGGCCGUGCUACGGAAGAGUCUCAGACGGGCCAUAUGUCGUCAACACCACCCAUGACUGACGGCGAGACGAAGGUGCCCGAGAAGUAUUAUAUCUUGAAGAGUCUCACUGUUUCCGACCUGGAGUCAAGCGUUAGAAAUGGGAUUUGGGCCACGCAGGCACAUAAUGAAGAGACACUGAACCGAGCAUUCGCACAUGCUGAAAACGUAUAUCUUAUCUUCUCCGCCAACAAAUCAGGUGAAUACUUCGGUUACGCUCGCAUGUCGUCUCCGAUCUCCGGUGAACUGGUGAACCUUUCAGCAAGUGUUGAGCUCGACGACGCGACACCGGCCGGAACACCACAAUCGAUACCAACGCCAGCAACGGACACGGCGCCGAAGGGUCGCAUCAUCGAUGAUUCAGCACGCGGCACUAUUUUCUGGGAGGCAGACUUGUCAGACGACGACACGACGCCGCUGACGAUCGGAAACAGGGAAGGCCAGCAAUGGGGUCGACAGUUUAGAGUCGAAUGGAUCUCGACCUCUAGGCUCCCUUUCUUCCGCAUACGGGGCCUUCGCAAUCCGUGGAAUGCGAAUCGUGAAGUCAAGAUUGCAAGAGACGGGACGGAGUUGGAGCCGAGUGUCGGGCGUAGGUUGCUCUCCAUAUUCCCUCGGCCUGCGCCAGUACCGAGCGGUGCGCCAGGAUACCCAUCUCCCUUCACUGCAUAUCGAUAGACCGUCUCCAGUUCCAUCCGGCAGCUGGACUCGACGCUGUAGAGCCGUGUCUACGAGCCGGUGGUUAUACUCUAUUGUCCAUGCUUGGAGUCGGUAGUUCUGUGGACGACAGGGAGGGAGUAUUUGAGUCAAAGAGACCUGCAUAGCGUACUUUAUCUGUCUGCGGAUGGGUUGUGGUGGAUGAUGCAGGGAUAACCGCAGACACACCUGGUCUGUAGGUCUCAAUGCGGUCAGUCACGCUCUUCGGAGCACAAGCUGGCUUGUCCAUGGUUGCGCUCAGUCGCCGCUACAAGCAACACCAUCCUUCCGUUGCAGCAGUGAGUCACCGCAUACAGCUUGUGCUCUCUGCCACCAGUCUCAGCCUCGAGGUGGCCGAGAGCGUGGAGUCUAGCCAAAACUUGGUGAGGAAUCCUUUGCCGCAGACGCAUCGGUAGCCAUUCGAGA